Messenger RNA from Dryobates pubescens (Downy woodpecker), 1063 nucleotides. RefSeq names its product nuclear receptor interacting protein 3 (gene NRIP3). Lineage: Eukaryota; Metazoa; Chordata; Aves; Piciformes; Picidae. The coding region runs from base 304 to 1035 and encodes 243 amino acids. Gene Ontology annotation, molecular function: aspartic-type endopeptidase activity. The transcript has 6 exons. Gene Ontology annotation, biological process: proteolysis. The record is from RefSeq and is a predicted model, not a curated record.
GCCCGUGAGGCUUCUGGGGGGCUUUGAGAGCCGCUGGAUGCCUGCGACUAGUCUUGCUUCCAGGAGAGGCAGCGAGGAGGAACGGCACAGAUUUAUUCCUUUAGCCAGAGCCUGAGCUCCCCUGCCGUUGUUUGUGCAACGUAUCGCAGAGUGCCCAGCCCUCCUUGGCUCGGCGGCGCCGGCUGGAGUACCUGCCGGUCUCCGAACGUCACCAGGCUCCCUUAUAAAGCACAGGAGAGAGAGAGCAUCUCUCUGUCUCCAUCUCUUCGAGAGGCACAUCUUCAAGAAGUGAGCCGUGGAAAGAUGUUUUAUUCGGGUGUCCUGACAGAGCCGAGUAGAAAGGAAGUGGAGAUCAGGGAAGCGGCAUCUCUCCGCCAGCAGAGGAGGAUGAAGCAGGCGGUUCAGUUUAUUCACAAGGAUUCUGCAGAUCUCCUCCCUCUGGAUGGACUGAAGAAGCUGGGGACUUCAAAAGAUACCCAACCCCAUAAUAUCCUGCAGAAGCGCCUGAUGGAGACAAAUUUGUCAAAAUUCCGAAGCAGUCGAGGAAGCUGGACUCCCAAGAGCGAUACCUCAGCACAGACCAACAAGCUCAGUGAAACCAAACUGGGCAGCUCAGGGAAAAUGGAGGAUGAGGAGGAGCUCAUUGUGGUGAGCUGCCAGUGUGCGGGGAAGGAGCUGAAGGCUGUGGUGGACACUGGCUCACAGCACAACUUCAUGUCAUCUGCCUGUCUGGACAAGCUAGGGUUAAAGGAGCAUCUUGGAGCACUCCCUGGUGAAGAUGAGAUGGUUUCGUUGCCCUGCAAGGUGAAGGUGAUUGGCCAGAUCGAGUGUCUCGCCCUCAUGGUGGGAGCAGUGCCCGUGGAGUGUGCUGUCCUUGUUGUGGACAGUGAAAAACCCUUCUCCCUUGGGCUGCAGACACUGAAAGCUCUGAAGUGUAUCAUAAACAUGGAGAAGGACCACCUUGUUCUGGGGAAGAUGGAGAGGGAAGAAAUCCCAUUUGUGGGUGGUGGCAGCACCGCGGUGGAAGAGCAGUAAGUUGUCUGGGGAGGUGAGCUGUGUCUGC